CGGGCGCAGUGGGUAACGGAAGGCAGGCGGGCAGCGAGGAGAAGAGGCCUGAAAACCCGCGCGCAGCUGUUCGGGGGUGACGGAAGCUAACCCGUGCGUGUUUCCCCACUUCCGCGGGAAUCGCUCUAGUCUCGGGAGAGCGCUGUGCUGCUGAGCGGUGCCUGUCGGGAGUUUUUGCAGACAGUCGUGUUAGUGAGGGCGCAGUCGGGGGGGGACCUCGGGCCAAAAGUGACCCGAACAGGGUCCUGGUGAACAAGCGAAUGGCGGCAGCCGGAGGAGGCGAAGGACCAGCAGGACCGGGAACCGGGGGCAAGAUAAGGAGUAGGAGAUAUCACUUGAGUUCCGGCAGGGCUCCAUACAGCAAGAGCCGACAGCAGCAGCAGGGUAUUAUCAGCCGGGUCACAGAUACUGUCAAGAGCAUUGUUCCUGGAUGGUUGCAGAAGUAUUUUAACAAACAAGAAGAGGAACGUGGUCGAGCACAUAAUGCAAGUGAAGUUAUUGUGAAUGAUAUUGAGGGCAGAGAAAAUAAUGCUGAACACCAUAUAUAUGAUGAGGAUGAAGGAAACUCUGCCAUGGAUGGCAGAGUCACGCCUGAGCCAAUUAUUAAUGUUGAUGAAGAAGUUCCGUCCACUAGUCGGUCAGCAAUAAGCGACACAGAUGCCCUUGCUAGGCCAUCGUUACACCGUGCUAGUCUAAACUUCAACAUAUUUGACUCUACGGCACUGAACUGCCAGCCAUCAACAUCUACAUUUCCUAUUGGCACAUCUGGCUUCUCGCUUGUAAAAGAGAUCAAGGACUCUACCUCGCAACAUGAUGACGAUAACAUCUCUACCACCAGUGGGUUUUCCUCUCGAGCGUCUGAUAAGGAUGUAGGACUUUCAAAAAAUGUCAGCAUGCCACCUCUUUGGUCUCCUGAAGUUGAUCGCUCUCAGUCUUUGUCCCAUAACUCCUCCAUGACCUCUAAAAAACCAAGUUUUAAUCUGUCUGCUUUCAGUUCUCUGUCACCAUCUCUUGGAAACACAUCUAUCUUAAACAGUCAGCUUGGGGAUUCUCCUUUUUAUCCUGGCAAAACAACAUAUCAAGGUGCAGCUGCAGUCCGUCCCUCACGUGUGCGCUCCACCCCAUAUCAAGCACCUUUACGAAGACAAGUGAAAGCAAAACCAGCACACUCUCAGCAGUAUGGUGUUACCAGCUCUGCUGCACGCCGCAUUCUACAAUCUUUGGAGAAGAUGUCUAGUCCUUUGACGGAUGCCAAAAGGAUUCCACCAGGCUCUUCUUUAUCUCACACACCGGAGAAAAGCCUUGUGAAUAUUGCCGAAAACCCAUCAAAAAGGAAAAAGGUGGAGUCCCCAUUUCCUCCUGUUCAGAGACUUGUGACUCCAAAAUCCAUUUCUGUAUCUUCGAACCGUUCCCUGUAUAUCAAACCUUCACUCACACCCUCUGCUGUAUCAAAUACAAACAGUCGGAGAAUACAGCCAGACAAGCACAAUGAGUCCAAAAAGAAUUAUAUUCAGAAUGUGCAAUCAACAUCUCAGUCUCACAGUUUUUCUUACCCAAAGUUCAGCACUCCAGCAUCCAAUGGAUUGAUAUCAGCAACAAGUGGGGGCAAAAUGAUGAGGGAAAAAGGCUCUCAUUACUCGACAAAGCCAGCUCAUGAGGAGUUGGAUCUACCAGUUUUACCUGAAAUUCCAUUGCCUCUUAGCACAGCAGCCCUUCCAAGCUUUACAUUUUCAACUUUGGCUAGUACUGCUACUUCGCCUAUCUCUGCUACUAAACCUGCAGACAUUGCGACAUGUGUCUUAACCAGCAGUAGCCCAUUGUUCACAUUUUCAUCCCCUAUCGUGAAAUCAACUGAAUCAAAUGCUCAAUCUCCUGGGUCACCUGUUGAUUUCACUUUCAGUGUACCAACAGUAAAAGUGUCUUCUGCAAUAUCUGUAGAGAGCAAUGUGUCUGCUGUAAGUAGCAUAGCUAAAAUGCACGUAGCUGUGAAUAACGGCAGUACAAAGAACACUGACGAUGAACAAGUGGGAUUCUGUAAACCUGCAAAAACUCUGAAGGAAGGGAGUGUGUUAGAUAUUUUGAGAAGUCCAGGCUUUUCAUCUUCACCUUCCCAGGUGACUUCAGCAUUUACUCCUAACAGAAGCACACCAACCCUCACAAAGACUGUGGGAAAUACAUUCUCCCCUGCAAAAGUAUCAUUGGGUGUAGGAAGCAAGCAAGGUUUGGGACUUUGGCAGUGUAGUGCAUGUUUUCAUGAGAAUAUGUUAUCUGAUAGCAACUGUAUUGCUUGCUCUGCUGAAGCAUCCAAGAAACUACCUGCUUCACCACCAAGUAGCAAUACAAAAAACACUGUUCCUCUUUCUAGUGAACCAGGACUAGGCGACCUAUUUAAACUGCCCGCAGGCAUGUGGAAUUGUGACACUUGUUUAGUGCAGAACAAAGCAGAAGUAACAAAGUGCGUUGCUUGUGAAACCCCCAAACCUGGGACAAGCAUGAAAGCUACCUUGUUGAUACCUUCCACCACGAAGGCUAUAAAUCCAGCCACAAAUACUCUUGCUUUUGCUUCAAGCAUUUCAAAUAAAGACGUCUGCAAAAAGCCUAUGGGAUCUUGGGAGUGCACAUCUUGCCAUAUGCAGAAUAAAACGGAGGAUAAUACAUGUGUGGGCUGCACAGCAGAGAAACCAGGAACCAUCAAGAGCUUAUCUACUGCUGCACCAUCAGGGCUGCUGGGAAUGUUGGAUCAGUUUAAGAAACCAGCUGGCAGCUGGGAUUGUGACGUCUGCUUAAUACAAAACAAACCAGAGGCCACCAGAUGUGUUGCAUGUGAAAGUGCCAAGCCAGGCGCCAAUGCUGAAAUGAAAGGUAGUUUUGAUACAGUGAGAAAUUCUGUUUCAGCUGCACCCCUUACUUCAGGGCAGAUUGGAUUGCUAGAUCAAUUUAAGAAGUCAGCAGGAAGCUGGGAUUGUGAUGUGUGCCUAGUAGAAAACAAACCAGAAGCCACAAAAUGCGUUGCCUGUGAGAGCGCAAAGCCGGGCACCAAAGCAGAGUUAAAAGGUUUUGGAACAUCAACCUUUUCCUCUGGAACAACUGCUCCGACCUUCAAGUUUGGUGUGAAGCCUUCAGAUAGCACUGGAGAGUUAAAAUCUGGUGAAGCUACAGGCCCUGAAAGUGGCUUUUCUUUUGCCAAACCUGUAGGGGAUUUUAAAUUUGGUUUAGCGUCUGCAUCCACAACAACCGAGGAAUCUGGCAAGAAAAGCUUUACAUUUGGCUCUUCUACUAACAAUCAAGUUUCAGCAGGUUUUAAGUUUGGUGUUACCAGCUCUGCUCAGACAAAAACAGACACCCUAAGCCAGUCUAGCACAAGUGGUUUCAAAUUUGGCUCGGUUUCCAACACUGUUUCUCUUGCUCCUGCUGCAAUUAGUUCAGGGUUGCAAGUGGCAGCCGCAAACGAUGAUUCUAAUCUUGCCGCUACAGCUGGCUUAAAAUCAGUACAAGAGAAAAAGCCUGAAGCACCUACCACGACACCCUUUACUUUUGGUAAAACCGAUCAAAAUAAAGAGACUGUAUCCACUUCUUUUGUCUUUGGAAAGAAAGAUGAACAGACAGACUCUGCUCCAUCCGGGCAAAAAAAGGAUGGGGAAGAACCUAAGCCGUUUCUCUUCGGAAAACCUGGGGCAGCCAAAGAUGGCAGUACAGCAUCUGCUGGUUUUACUUUUGGAGUGUCUAAUCCUACAGAGAAAAAGGAUGAACAGCCUGGAAAAUCUGUUUUUGCCUUUGGUGCUCAAACUUCAACUACAGAUGCUGGAGCUUCCAAACAGCCUUUCAGUUUUCUGACCAGUGUCUCCUCCACUGCAGAUUCAUCAAGUACUUCUGGUGUCUCCAGCAGUGUGUUUGGCAGUGUGACUCAGUCAAGCUCUUCUGUAAACCCUACUAAUGUGUUUGGCAGUGCUAUUUCAGCAAAUGUUCCUGCUGCAUCUACUGCUGUAUUCGGGAACCUCCCUCCAUCAAAUGCCCCUGCAGCUCCUAGCACUUUGUUUGGUAAUGUUGCUCCCUCCAGUACCCCUUCAGGCUCCAGUGCUUUGUUUGGCUCUACAACCUCAUCCAGUUCUCCUGCCAGUUCCACUAGCUUGUUUGGUUCUGCAGCUAAAUUGAGUGCUCCUGUAGCUUCUGGAGGUGUAUUUAACAGUGCGGCACCUGCUGCCCCGGCAUCCACUUCAAGUAGUGUGUUUGGCAAUGCAGCUUCUUCCACAAACACUUCUGGGAAUUCUGUGAACAUAUUUGGAAGCUCUGCUGGAACCUCCAGCGCCCCUGGGGCUUUUGUGUUUGGACAGCCAGCUAGUACUGCUAGCACUGUUUUUGGGAACUCGAUCGAAUCAAAAUCGACCUUUGUUUUCUCUGGUCAGGAGAAUAAACCAGUGUCCUCUGCAAGUACUUCUGUGACUCCAUUUCUAUUUGGAGCAGCAUCUGCCAGUACUACCCCAGCAGCUCCAAGUUUUAACUUUGGACAAACAAACGCCUCAAAUGUGACAGGCAGUAGCUCUUCUCCAUUUAUCUUUGGCACUGGCUCAACUGGCCCUGCUUCAUCAAGCUUAACUGCCAAUCCCGUGCCAGCAUUUGGGCAAAGUGCUAACCCGUCUACUGCACCUGCUUUUGGUUCUUCAACUUUAGUGUUUCCAGCUGGUAAUCCUCAGCAAGUGCCAGCCUUUGGGUCUAGUAGUUCCCAACCCCCUGUGUUUGGGCAGCAAGCCGCUCAGCCUUCUUUUGGAUCAUCUGCUGCACCCAGCGCUGGAUCUGGUUUUCAGUUUGGCAACAACCCAAACUUCAACUUUACCAGCACAAAUUCUUCAAGUGGAGUCUUCACUUUUAAUGCAAAUUCAGAAUCCACCACCCAGCCACCUGCACCAGGCUUUAUGUUUAAUGCAGUCACACCAGGCUUUAACAAAGGAACGAAUGGCAGGACAACUCCAGCAUCUUCUAUUUCUAAUCGGAAGAUAAGGACGGCCAGAAGAAGAAAAUAAUCGAAUGUGUAAUCGUUCUUUCAAGAAAUGAAUGGUGUCCCACAUUGUGCAAAUCCUGGAGUGUACCUCAAGCUGUGUGUAGUGGGAGUCAGAUCAGCCCAAGGACAAUAUAAAUAAUAUGCUGAAACUUUUGUCUCUUUUUUUUUUUUUUUUCCUCUGUAAUUAAAACAUGGUGAUGGGAAUUUUCUUAACCAAGAAAUCUGAUUCCGGCACCUCCUUUGUUACCUGACUUGGCAUGAUGUGGCUAUACAAGUGUUUAUAGCCUGCACAGCGAAUGGCUUUUGUAUAAUACCUCUUUCAUCCGCACCACUAUUUUAUUGAUGCUUUCAAAUUGUAAUUAUGAGCGAGGGGCCGUGUAUAGGUUAGAGACUGACGACCUAUUUCUAUGCCGCAGUUGUGCUGGUGAAUGUGUCAAGUUGAGAGUAGUGUGCACCAAAACUUUUCUGGUUGUGGAAGACUGAUACGUGGAUGGUCCUUACGUGGGACAUGCUCAAUCUGUAGUUCUCUGUUUCAAACAUGCCUUUUCUUCUCCUCCUCCUCCUUCACCCGUUUUCAUUCAGCUCUUGUCAUCUUUACUUUCCUCCAUUAUUUUAUUCUAUUCAUGUAAAUACAUUUGUUUCCUACGUGUACCCUUCAGCAUAACCUAAAUCUGUGAACUUGAAGUUUUAAUUUUUUUUUUUUCCGUUUUACUGCAAAUCUCCCCUUUGUUUAGAAGUGUCUCAGAUUUUAUUAUGUAAGUCUCAUUAUUCAAAGUUGCCUAAAUCCAUUAAAAAAAAAAAGUCUUUAAAGAAAAUUGGAAAUUCUUUAAAGUGUUUAUUGGCUUUUCUGAUCCAUUUUUGUUUGGACCAAAAACCAGGAUUGUACAAAGUAUUAAGUAUAUAUUUUUAUAUUUACAGAAAUGGACUGUGGUGACUUUGGAUAAUAAGUUUAAUAUUAAAGCCAUGUUUAUUACAGUAUAAUUAACAUGUUAAAUGCCAUCAAUAAAAUUAUAAAAUACAA
Molecule: messenger RNA, 6017 nt
Organism: Xenopus laevis (African clawed frog)
Lineage: Eukaryota; Metazoa; Chordata; Amphibia; Anura; Pipidae
Gene: nup153.S
Product: nucleoporin 153kDa S homeolog
Exons: 23
Coding region: 261-5018 (1585 amino acids)
Biological process (GO): RNA export from nucleus; protein import into nucleus
Cellular component (GO): nuclear pore; nuclear membrane
Molecular function (GO): structural constituent of nuclear pore
Source: RefSeq, a predicted model, not a curated record